Molecule: messenger RNA, 1472 nt
Organism: Chlamydomonas reinhardtii
Lineage: Eukaryota; Viridiplantae; Chlorophyta; Chlorophyceae; Chlamydomonadales; Chlamydomonadaceae
Exons: 2
Coding region: 371-556 (61 amino acids)
Source: RefSeq, a predicted model, not a curated record
GACGACCGCUCAGGACGGUGUAAGAGGGCUCGCGCUGAGGCAUAAACCUAUCUAGCUCCUCACAUCACGGACCUAGGCCGGAUAUUCGUAUUGCACUUCAGCGGACAGCGCUUGCGCGGGCAGCUUGGGGGACACGCUGCCGUGGUGGGAGUCCGGUCUGGACGGCUGGGGAGGACAGCAUCAACCUAUCCUCCAUACUCUGCACACACACGCUGCCGCACACACACUCCCAAUCACUCGCUAUCGCUAUCCAGGCACUGCCAUCAAUCCGGGUCAAUCCAGAGACGGCCUGCUCAGCGCCAUGGCGGUGAUAAGCGGUGAUGCGGUGGUAUGUAACGCGUUGGCUUUGUCGCCCUAACAAGGGUUCUUAAUGCACAUGUUGGUGCGGGGGGCCGCGGACCGUGUGCUAAAUAAGCCGCUCACCCCGGCGGGCAAGCCCUUUGCGCGCCUGCUGAAAGCCAUGACUGAAUUGCCCGCGGUGACCCUUGUGGCGCCGCCCGAGCCGGGUGGGGACCGUGCUACAAAUGGCUCCACAGUUAGCCGCCCUGAAGGCUAAGCAUUUGCAGUAUGUGUGCGAUGCGGGUGUGUCGGGGGUGGGGGCUGCCCUGGCGGCGGGGGCUUUCGUGUGCACCUUGGCCCGCUUGUGGUCGCUGAAAUGGGAGAAUCAUCAUAAGGAAGCGCUGUGGCGUGUGGCCGCCAACGCUUGCUGGGCGUUCCCACGGCAUGCUAGCGAGCGGGCGCGAGGCGUUGCUGUUGACCCGUGUUGGGCGUGUGGGGUUGACAUGCAGGAUGGGGACCGGCGUCACUGGUUUUGGGACUGCACUGUGGCGCUGUCCCUGCGGGAAAACAUGGGAAUGGCUAUGGGUUUCGUGCCAGAGGAUGCUCUAAGUGCCUUCUCUCGUGAGGAGUUGUGGUUGGUGCGCCCGCCUGCGGGGCUUGCGCCACCUGUGUGGGAUGUGGUGUGUCUCGCUGCUAUGUCUGCCCUGGACUUUGGUCGGCAGCGUAUGGUUAUGGCCGGGCUGGCGGCGCUAGCGAAGCUGCCGUCGGCCCGGGUGCUGAGCAUUGGACUCGCCGUCGUAGCUGACUUCUGGGGUCGGCUCCAGACGUUUGUGACUUUGGGUAUCAGGCCGAAGGGUUGGGACACUGUGCCGUCUGCGCAUCCUUUCAUCUCUCGGGCUGUUGGUGACGGCAUGUUUUUGCGCUUGCCGUAUGACGCUGAUUCCCCGCCUCCCUCGCCGUGAGAGGUUGUGCGUGGUUGGUGGCUUUGUGUGUGGGCAGGUUGCACGCGUGGGCGACCGUUCUAGUACCUGGACGCUUGCGCCCUGGUUAGUGCGUGCGCUGUGCGUGUGUCCUGCGGCCUAGACGUUUCCCGGCACUUCUGUGCCUAGGCUUGUGACGUUGAGGCACAGCGGUGGGGCUCUGGCGGGUUGAGGCUUGGCUAGGACUCACUGUGCGCGGAGUCACACGGACUU